GGUUGUCCGGCCAGUGAUUGGUCGCACAGUGAUGACGUCAAAACAAGGCGACCGUUCACAUUAGGGAUUUUGUGAAGCAGCGAUGGCUUCGGAAGACGAGAUCAGUCUUCUGGUCAUUGUGAUAGAUGUUAACCCAAUCUGGUGGGGGCAGCAGGCACAGCGGGAGCCAGAGUUCACAUUAUCAAAGUGUUUGGAUGCUGUGAUGGUGAUGGGGAAUUCUCACCUGGUCAUGAACAGGACUAACAAACUUGCCAUUAUUGCAAGCCACUGCCAAGAGAGUCAUUUCCUGUAUCCCAGUAAACACUGGAAGGCUGGGGAUAUGACUGGAGAUGACUCUGGGUUGGGUAGCGGGGAUGGCAAAUAUGAGCUCCUGUCUGUUGCCAACGACCUCAUUGCCGAGGAGGUCAGGAGACUUAUGGCCAGAACUAAAAUAAGCGGCCACCAGACUGACACCAUGCUGGCAGGAUCUCUCGCCAAAGCGCUGUGUUAUAUUCAUCGACUCACAAAGGAGCUGGAUGCAGCGCAAGACAUGAAAUCAAGGAUAUUGGUGAUCAGGGCUGCUGAGGAUUGUGCGCUGCAGUACAUGAAUUUCAUGAACGUCAUCUUUGCUGCUCAGAAAAAUGGUGUCCUUAUCGAUGCCUGUGUACUGGCCUCUGACUCUGGUCUCCUGCAGCAGGCCUGUGAUAUAACAGGGGGCUUGUACCUAAAAAUCCCACAGAAAGUUGCCCUUGCCCAGUAUUUGCUGUGGGUGUUCCUGUCGGACUCAGACCAGCGUUCCCAGUUGGUCCUGCCUCCCCCAGUGCACGUGGAUUACAGGGCGGCCUGUUUCUGCCAUCGCAGCCUCAUUGAUAUUGGCUACGUCUGCUCCGUCUGUCUGUCGAUAUUCUGCAACUUCAGCCCGAUCUGCACAACAUGCGAAACGGCCUUCAGAAUCCCACUGCCUCAGAUGGUGAAGCCGAAAAAGAAAAAACUUAAACCAGCAACGUGACAUAGUUAAUUAAUUUUAAAAGGAUCAUAUAUAUGACAAUUCUUGCUCUGCGGAACUACAGAAAUUGUUCUUUCGUAUUACUUAACAGUUUUGUUAUAUUUAAACAUAAAUGGCAGAAAAUAAUUGUAUAUUUUGAAUAUUUCGCAUAUGUUGUACAUAAAAAUCUUAGGAACCUUUUUCAUUACGUUUUAAAUCCCGAUAUCUUUUCAGCAUUGUUGGCCAUUACUUUUGAUGAUAAUAAAAGUUGAAGUGAUGCUUUUCAA
Messenger RNA from Paramormyrops kingsleyae, 1251 nucleotides. RefSeq names its product general transcription factor IIH, polypeptide 3. Gene Ontology annotation, biological process: nucleotide-excision repair; regulation of DNA-templated transcription. Gene Ontology annotation, cellular component: transcription factor TFIIH core complex; transcription factor TFIIH holo complex. Lineage: Eukaryota; Metazoa; Chordata; Actinopteri; Osteoglossiformes; Mormyridae. The record is from RefSeq and is a predicted model, not a curated record.